AUAGAACAGUUUGUGAUCAUCUCUCGUGGCAUCUAGACGUGUGUAGCAAGACUAAAAAAAUCGCGAACUGGCGCGAAAGUUUUUAGCAAGUUAUUUUUUUAAAUUAAUUGUGCAAUUGUUGAUGAAUCUGUUUUUGUGUUCAGCCUAAGUGUGUUAUACUCUUUUGAUGUUAAAAUUAUUAUCGUGUAUUUUGUGAAGCAAUGUGAGAGAAGGACGAUAGGCGGUAAAUUACAUGUGACAAGUUUAUUUUAAAAUUGCUCUGGUUUUUGUGCGAAAUUGUGUUUAUUUAUUAUGGCUGAUGUGGAAAAUACCGGCGGGAAAGAGGUUAUUAAAGAAGAAGAGGAGGAGGGUACAGAGUUAGAACUAGAGGCUCUAUACAGAAGAUACUGCGUGCGACUCAAACAUGCGCUGUUCGUAUCAGCGCUAUGUGUUACUCUGUUCUGUUGCGUUCUGCUGUUGUGUGCGGUGUGCAUUCUGCACUCGAGUGAACUAUCAACCCAAACAAAAGCGAUAGCAUCACUAUCCGUCAUCACAUUCGUGCUGUCAAUAGUGUUGUGCCUAGCGCUGUUACCAGCGGCCCCGGAAUGGGAAGCACUAGCGCUGGCCGGGUCACUUCUAGUGACGUUCAGUCUCGGGGCCGGGACGCUGAUGGCGACGCAUCAUGCGCCGUUGCCGCUCUUCGCGUUGAUAUUGAUGGUGCACACAAUGAUGCCUAUAGCGCGUCCCAUAGCGCUCGCCAUGUCUGCCGUGCUCACGCUGGCGUACGUCGGCCUGGCGCUGGGAGUGCGCCCUGAUGGUGAAGAGUCGCAGUUCUACCAGCAGCUAAUCUGCGAGCUGUCACUCCUACUCUCAGCGAGCGGCAUCGGGCUAUACUACCGAGCGCUCACGGAGAGAGCUCACAGGAACACCUUCGCUGGCACCAGGACUUGUCUGGAGCAGAGAGUCAAGCUGGAGUGUGAGAGGGAGCAGCAAGAGAGGCUGCUGCUGUCGGUUAUACCAGCUUAUAUUGCUGCUGAGGUGAAACGCUCAAUAAUGCUCAAAAUGGCGGACGCUUGCGCCGACAGCUCAAAACAGACGCGUUUCCACGAGAUGCACGUGCAACGUCACAACAACGUGAGCAUACUUUACGCGGACAUCGUGAACUUUACGCCGCUGUCUGAGCGACUCAGCGCGUCGGAUCUCGUGAAGACGCUCAACGAGCUGUUCGGGAGAUUUGAUCAGAUCGCUCAGGAAAACCAAUGCAUGCGUAUCAAGAUCCUCGGCGACUGCUACUACUGCGUGUCAGGCCUGCCGGUGUCCAGGCCCAACCACGCCUACAACUGCGUCAAUAUGGGCCUGCAGAUGAUCGAUGCUAUACGGUUCGUCCGCGAAGCCACGGGUUUCAACGUGGACAUGCGCAUAGGCAUCCACACUGGUAACGUGCUGUGUGGCGUGCUCGGCCUCAGGAAGUGGCAGUUCGAUGUCUGGAGCGAUGACGUGACGCUAGCCAAUCACAUGGAGUCUGGUGGUAUUGCUGGACGUGUGCACAUCACAAAAGCAACAUUACUGCAGCUGGGUGGAAGGUUUGAUGUGGAGCCAGGAGAUGGAGCUUCAAGAGAGGGCUACCUGGCUGAUCAUAAAGUGGAGACGUACCUCAUAGUUCCACCAAGGAAACCUUCAGAAAAUGGUCGUCUCUCAGUCUGCACGGUAGAUAGGAAAGCCAGUAUUGUAUCAUCGUUGUACCAAGAUGUGUCUCCUACGAAACCACGAGACAACAUCAGCCCUGCACCUUCACAGAACAGCUUCAAUGAAAUGGAAACCUUCCCCAAUAGGGUACUGAGGACAGAAUCCUUAAGGACUACUGGAGAUCUCAGUCGAAGAGCAUCAGUGAAAGUGGUAGCUUUCGAUAAUAACACCCAAGCUACGAGCCCCGGUGAAGGUCUUGGUAAUGGAACAGUCGUCACUGCCAAACCUAAGAGUCGCAGCGGUUCUAUUAUUGGAGCUAUAAGUCCUAUCAUGGGAACAGCGACUCCCGGCGUACCAUCCCGCUCUCGUCCCUCAAGCAAGAUGACCAAGUACGUCGAGUGUUGGGGCGCAGACAAACCAUUCGCUAACAUCACCGACUCCACUCUUGCCAAGAAUAUUGGAAUUUCUAGUCUAGCUAUGAUUGAACAGAAUCUUCUACCACAGAGGACAACGUGCUGUGAUUGCAGCACGAACUCAGAAGGCAUGAACCGUCUCACCCUCUGGUUCAAGAGCAGCACUCAAGAGCGACAGUACCGCAACCAAGCCGACGCGCAGUUCAAGUAUAAUGUCGCAUGCGCAGCUGCUCUGUUCGCACUGCUGGCGUUUAUACAGCUGCUGACUGUGCCUAAAGGUGUAGUCCUAUACGCAUCGUUUGGUCCAACACUGUUCACGCUGCUAGUCUUCGUGUACCUGUCCUGGUAUGAUGGCAGCAUGCUGAAGAGAGGACUCCGUCCUAUAUCUGAUGUGCCCGAUGAUUUGUAUGCUGAUAACUGUACUAAACCUGGACAGGUGGUGGCAAAUAACCGGUUUAUAAGGCUAACGAUGUUCACGGUGUCAGUGCUGCUUAUAGGCGCAUGUGCUGUUAUUAAUCUGUUCCAGUCAUUCGUGAUAAUAGACUACCCGAUGUACCUGCGCAGCAACAGCUCCAACUUGACAGAUUUCAACUUUACCGAUGACGUAACUAUGAACGGACUGCACUUCUCUAAUGAUGUCGAUUCAGCUCCUAGCUACCUGUACAGCUCAGUGCUAACACUAGCAUCAAUAUCAGUGUUCCUCCGAGUGGGCUUCGUGCUGAAGUUCGCGCUGAUGCUGGUGACGUUGGUAGCACAUAUUGCGCUGUUCGCGUCGGCAGAGCUGUUUUAUGAGUACCAGAAGAAGGAUUUGGAGAAUGAAUUCACAAUGCUAGCCUACGCCACAAAGGCAGGCAUGGUGCUGGUGUUCCUGGCUGCCUUACUGCACAUCCUCGACCGACAGAUCGAGUUCACCUCGCGCACUGACUUCUUGUGGAAGGACAAGCUCAAGUUCGAACAGGAAGAAGUGGAAACCAUGAGGGGGAUUAAUAAGAUUCUUCUAGAAAAUAUACUACCAGCUCACGUUGCAGAACAUUUCCUGACAAAUGUUGCAUCUGAGGCAGAGUUAUACCACGAGAGAUAUUCGACGAUAGCCGUGAUGUUCGCGUCGAUACCGAACUACAAGGAGUUCUAUGACGAAACCGACGUUAAUAAACAAGGCUUGGAGUGCUUGAGGCUGCUCAAUGAAAUUAUAUGCGAUUUUGAUAAGCUCCUUCUGAAGCCAAAGUUCAGCUGUAUAGAAAAGAUAAAGACGAUAGGAAGCACAUACAUGAUUGCUUCUGGUCUGAGGCCGGGGAAAGAGGAAAAAAAUGACGCGACGAGUAAAGAGGAGCACACAGUAGCGAUCCUGGUGGAGUUCGCGGUGGCUCUCAUGACCAUCCUCGACCAGAUCAACCGGGAGUCCUUCCAGAGGUUCAAGCUUAGGAUAGGUCUGAACCACGGCCCCGUGAUAGCAGGCGUGGUGGGUGCUCAGAAGCCGCAGUACGACAUCUGGGGGAACACCGUCAACGUCGCCUCGCGCAUGGACUCCACCGGCAUCAUGGGACGGAUACAGGUCACUGAGGAUACUGCUAAGGUACUAAUGAGCGCUGGCUACACGUGCGAAUGUCGAGGUCCAACAUUCGUUAAAGGCAAGGGCACACUCACAACCUACUUCGUGAAAACACCAAACGUUGGUGGAGGACAUUAAGCAGGUUCUAGAACCUUCCAUCACAGUGACGUCAUGGAUUGAAGAUCUAGAGAAGUCGUCGAGGAGUGGAAGGUGGAAUGAGGGAAGGAGAAUGAAGAUAAGUGAGCAUCGAAUAGCCAGGGUCUACAAGAAUGUACAAAGAGAAACAUGAUAAAAUAAUGGAGUGGUUUCAUAGAGAGAAGUGAUAGUUUUUUUUUUUGUUUAACAGGAAAUAACAAAUGACGAAUACUGUUUGAAAAUUAUUCGAUCCGACAUGAAAAUUAAAAAUAUGUACUACAAUAGGUACAUAAUGUGAAUAGAACACAGAAAUUGGUUGCCAGAUUGAACAAAAUUGACGACUAAUGAAAAUUAUAUAGGUCAAAAUAUUGUGAAGAACCUCAAUCAGGUUGAAUUUACUAAAUACGUCAAAUAAUGCGACUUUUCAUGACACAAAAAAAUACAUACACACUUUAUAUAGGUUUUACAUUUUUAUGUAAAUGAUGUUUAAUCUCUAUAGUAGGGGAGGCAAGAGUGCUAAACCGGGAGUGACUCGAGCGUCAAUGAGACCUAUUAGAUUGCGAAGCUUAGAUGAUAAGAAGAAAAAAAUGUCCUGACAUACACACACUUUCAUCGGUGGGUGGAGCGGCUAUAAACUUUCAAAAAUGUAAAAAAAAACAGUUGCAUGGACAUACUCGAGCGCGUCAGAUAUUAAUAGCAUGCACGCCGUACGUCAUUUUGAAAACAUACGUAUAUUAAUCUGACUGUUUCUAUGGUGGGGGUGGUCGUAGGUAAGGGUUAAAAAUGGGAAAAAAAAUAAUUUUAUCGAGCGCGACAGAUUUUGAAAAGGGGAGUUAAGUGAACCAAAACGAAGCCUCUUAUGCAAUAAUCUGACGAUUUAGACGUGACCUAAACUCGUGGCCAUUAUUUGAAAUUGCAAAAAAUAAUCGCCAUUUUGAAAUACUCGAGCGCGUCAGAUUAAGAUAUAUAUGGUUCAUUUAUGUACCCUUAACGUAAUCAUCUUAUAAUCUGACGAUUAUCUGGAGGGACUCGCUUAAUCUGACAAUGGAAAGUUUUUAAAACUAAUAAUAAUCAAUACUGUAACCUAAUUUUCUUUGAAAAAUUAACACCAAUGUCGUUGUUUUUUAAUUUUGUUAUAAUCAUUAUCUAAGUCGUGGUGGCCUAGUGGGUAAAGAACCAACCUCUCAAGUAUGUGGAUUCGAUUCCAGGUCAGGCAAGUACCAAUGCAACUUUUCUAAGUUUGUAUUUACUGUCUAAGUUUAUCUUGGACACCAAUGUCUGCACAGCAAGUACUUAGUACUUACAAGACAUACACGUUGUAGCACUUUGGUAUUCCUUUAAAACUUGAGAUAUCAAUAGAUUAUUUUUGACUAUAUCCUUUUUACUAUAUCCUUGACACUUUUUGAUCUAUAUCCCAGAACGGACAAACAUUUCAACAAAGCUGUCAUAAUAAAGAUUGUUCUAGAUAAAAAGGCCUAUCCAAUGAUAUGUAUGAAAUUGCUAUUGGCGGAGUGUACCAAUCUGCUCAUACAUUACAUACAUUUCUAUAAUAAUUACAUUGAAUUAUAAUGACAUUGAUAAAUAUACAUGUGACAUAAACAAUACAAUUGAAUCUAUAAUAACAUGGCUUGACGGAAAUAAUCUACGCGUAAAUCUUACAAAAACAAAUUUUAUUCAAUUUAAUACAUACUUAUAGAUAAAAAAUAAGGCUCAUCAUCAUCUGCCUAGCCUUUUUCCCAACUAUGUUGGGGUCGGCUUCCAGUCUAACCGGAUGACUAGGCCACCACGACUGUAUAAAAAGAAGACUAUAAAGAGUAAUUAUAGAGGACAAAAAUUACAAGAAGUAUACGAAAUGGCAUUUCUCGGUAUCACGAUAGACAGACAAUGCAACUGGAAGGCACACGUAUUUAACGAAAGUAUCCAAUAAAAUGAAUCGUCUUCGUUAAAAACAGUAUAUCUGCAUACUAUGUAUGACUUCCUGAGAUUAGCGAGUUCAAACAAAAAAACUCUUCAGCUUUAUAAUAUUAGUGUAGAUUAUUUAAGACCCAAAAUGUACCAACACUUAUUGCAAAUGAAUUGAAUUGAAAAAAGAGAGAGAGGAAUAGAAACUUGGGAGGAGAAUACCGGCCUCACGUAGCUGCACGCUUUAAACUUUAUCGAUUAAUUUUCCUUACUUCGGCUUACGGGAAUCGUCAGAUUAUAUAUUUUUCGUGAACGUUGAAUUAUUCCCUUCAAAAUAAAAAAAAUAUUAGCCGCGCUCGAGAAAGUCAAGAUGACGUUUUUUUUUUACAAGUUUGUAACCUUCCUACUUCUUAUCGUCAAUCGCAAAUUGUCAGAUUAGUGGAAUAUACACUUUUUAGCAUAUAACUAACUUACCCUAUCUUAAUCUGACGCGCUGGAGAAUGUCAGAUGAUAUAUAUUUUUUUACUAAUCUGAUCCUUUAUUCUAGACACGCGGCUACAUAUACAGGGCUUAUACUUGGUGGAGGUGUUAAAUGGGGUAAUAGGUACCUCCGUAGGUACUAAUCUGCCGCGCUUGAGUAAAUCCCGAAAUCCCUUCUAGGCCUCCCCUACUAUAGAUGCAUACAACAUUCAAAUACAAAACAGUUUUCGUAUAUGGGACUUUAUUAAAUAAAAAUAAAAAGUAGCCAAGUAUCCGUAUUUUAUAAGGCCUAAAAAUACAAUGUGCUGUUACAUAUUCAAACUUAUCAAAUCAAUAAAAAGUAGUUAAAAUAGGUACUUACAAAAUAAAAACUUGUUUCCCGUGUCUGUAUAUUUUGUCAAUAGCCAGUUAUCACAAUAUAUCUUAAUUGUAAGUAAGAUCUCUUUUGUGCUAAUGAUGACUAUUUUUGUAAUGACAUAACUCAUACACUCAUAUUAUACACUCAUAUUAUUUUAGUUUUCUUCAAAAUAAUUUAAACGCCUGAAAAAAAAUUGCGAGCAAUGUUGCAAAUGUGUGCUUCGCUCAAAGUUUCAUCUAAGUGUUUUUUAUUUGCUGAAAUAUGUAUAAAAACAUUAAAGUAAUGAAUUAAGAUUAAUUAAUUUAUUAUUUAAAAUAAUGCCAAAAAAUAAAUUUUAAUACAAUUUCUCUUUUAAAACAGGAUACCUAAUUUAUUUCAGAAAAAACUUAUAAAGGAAAUAUUGUUUGUAAAUAUUAAUUUAGAUGGUAAUUUUAGUUUUAGCAGUAAAUAAUUUUAGUGUUAUAUAACUUGUAUAAAAGUGUGAUAAACGAGAAUUAUUAUUUAACAUGACAUAAAUGCAUGACUCCUAAAAUUAGUUUAUAAUUUGCAUUUAAUAAGGAUACCAUAUUUUUAAGUUCCAUUUUAUUGAUUUCAAUACUCUUUAGUGGUAUGGUGCUAAAUCUAUAAUGGAUUAAAAAAAAAAAACUAAAAAAUGCAUAUCCCACCAUUUUAGGCAAAGGUGUAAUUUUUGGAAAUAAUGAAAAAUUGAGAAAAUAUAUUUUCAGAGAACAUUAAAUAUUUUUUUGGGUUUUUUUAGUACCUACACCAACCCUUUUUAGUAUUUUUAUAGAAAAAAAACAUUUCGAUGGCCUCUUUAAAACUUUUAUUAGAGUUUUGUAAUCCUAUCAUACAAAUUAAAAAAUAGAUGUAAAUAUAUGCUCAUUAUUGGUUUAGCUGCAUGAUUAAAAUCAAUAAAAAAACAUUAUAUUGUAUUGAUGGCAUUUCAAUUUGCAACAGAUUGGUGGACAACUUAAAAAAAAUUGAAGUGUGUCCUCAUGUUGCAAAUUGAAAUGGCGAAACUACUCAAAUUACUGUAAACUCUAUAAAAUAGCUAUCUUACAGUAUUACAUUUAUCUACGAAGAUAUAAAGGUCCUGAGUAUUAGCACGCUCAAAUCUACUAACUACUACUACUACUAGUAUAUACUACUUUAAAUAUUACUCUAACAAAAUUUUAUUUAUUUUUGUUAAAAUUUGAUACAACUAGUUGCAGCUUUAUCUUAAGCGUCUUCAGUUGCCUAUGGUUAGAUAAUUAUUACAAUUAACUUAUCAUUUUCUCAAAAAGUACUGUUACUUGUAUUAAGAGCGUGCUAAGACAAAAAUACUAGAUCAUGUGUUACCAUAUUAGUGUAUCUCUAGUUAGAUAGCAUGAAAUCGAGCCUAAAUGUAAUUUAUGGAUAUCGUUUUAGAAAAUAUUUAAGUAGGAACAAAUAUUCAGAAGUGUAAAUUUAUUUUUAGGUCUGAGAUUUAUUUUGAAAAAAUAACGAUUUUAAUAAAAGUAUCGUUCGAUCAA
This is a messenger RNA of Helicoverpa armigera (cotton bollworm), 8013 nucleotides long. RefSeq names its product adenylate cyclase type 2. Gene Ontology annotation, molecular function: adenylate cyclase activity. Bases 292 to 3765 code for a protein of 1157 amino acids. The transcript is spliced from 25 exons. Lineage: Eukaryota; Metazoa; Arthropoda; Insecta; Lepidoptera; Noctuidae. Gene Ontology annotation, biological process: intracellular signal transduction; adenylate cyclase-inhibiting G protein-coupled receptor signaling pathway; cAMP biosynthetic process. Gene Ontology annotation, cellular component: plasma membrane. The record is from RefSeq and is a predicted model, not a curated record.